Molecule: messenger RNA, 7131 nt
Organism: Venturia canescens
Lineage: Eukaryota; Metazoa; Arthropoda; Insecta; Hymenoptera; Ichneumonidae
Gene: rin
Product: ras GTPase-activating protein-binding protein 2
Exons: 8
Coding region: 459-2282 (607 amino acids)
Cellular component (GO): ribonucleoprotein complex; cytosol
Molecular function (GO): mRNA binding
Source: RefSeq, a predicted model, not a curated record
UGUUUCAGUGCAGGUUCCCCGCUGCAUGUGCUGACACCAAGGUGCUUCGAGACUCGUGUUACACUGAACUCUUUAGUUUCUAUACUUUUUUUUAUAAUUGAAUACACAUACAUUAUCGUGAACAUAAGCAAAAAAAUCAACUGUCGAUUGCUCGUGUGAUAUAUCAAGAUAUAUAUAUAUAUAUACACAAAAAAACUCGACAAAACGUCAAACUUGCAAUCGUAAAUAUUUAUAAUACGUGUUAUAAUAAUCCGCGAACAAGGCCACGCGAAAGAAACAAUCUCAAAAAAACGAAUACCAACACAUACGUACGUCGAACAACGGAAACCUGCCUUAGGAAUUCAAAAAUUUUCAUAUUCGGAGAACAGUCGCUGUCAAAGCUGCACAACAAGAAAGAAAAGUAAGUUACUGUUCGACAAUUCGGAAAGCACGGAGAGGCCCAAAAGCUACAAAGGGAAAUGGUCAUGGAGGCAACCCCCUCACCUCAGUGCGUCGGUCGUGAGUUCGUCCGACAGUACUAUACACUGCUCAAUCAGGCACCAGCACAUCUUCACAGGUUUUACAACAACCAAUCAUCUUUUGUUCACGGUGGCUUGGGCACCCCAGAUCGUGAGAUAGUUCCAGCAGUUGGUCAGAAACAGAUCCAUCAAAAAAUUCAGCAACUGAACUUUCGGGAUUGCCAUGCCAAAAUCAGUCAGGUGGAUUCCCAAGCGACUCUUGGUGAUGGUGUUGUUGUUCAGGUGACCGGAGAACUUUCCAAUGCUGGACAGCCGAUGCGUCGUUUUACUCAGACAUUCGUACUGGCUGCUCAAGCACCAAAAACAUACUACGUUCACAAUGACAUCUUUCGCUACCAAGAUCUUGGCUUUCCGGAUGAGGAAGAGAACGAACUCGAGGGUGUUGAGAGCGGUUUAGGUGAUGCCACCGAGCAACGGGACGAGGAGAGAAGCUCUGAGCCCGAAGAGGACGAACAGCAGCCUCAAACUCAGCAACACUCAUCUACGACCUCCGUCGCCGAUCAACAAUCUCACGCACCUCUGAUACCGAAUCAACAACAACCAUUGCAACAACAACAACCACUCUACUAUGCGCCAGCUCCUCAACAACCGGUACACGCUAUGAUGCAGCCAGUUAUCAACGGCUCGGUGCACGAAGAAACACCAUUAAUAAACCAGCAACAAGCUUCACAGGGUCAACCACAAACACACCAAUACAUAAAUGAACAGACUGGUCAAGAUCAGUUCGGUGCCGAACAAGAACUCGAUGCAGCGUCCGACCAGCCACAACAACAAACUGACGAAGAGUCGCAAAAUCAGACCGACGAGUCUCAGGACCAGACAGAAAAUGAGAACUUUACUGGAACGGGACGGGAAACCGAAUCAGAACAAACGUCAGCCGCGAACGCAAACAGCAACAAGCCAAAGACAUUUGCCAAUCUAUUCAGUUCGUCCUUCUCCAGUUCUAUGCCACCGACGAAUACACAACCACCAAAAAUGUCCGCUUCUCCGCCACCGAUGACAAAUCUUCGUGUAUCUGACGACCGAUCGGUAGUUCAUCCGGCAAAUAGUGGUCCAGCGCUCUCGACGUCAAACAAUAUAACACCGGGUCAACAACAAAUGCACAGGGUCAGGAGCAACCAGGCACCUCAGCAACAACAACGACCAUCACGAGGAGGUCCUGCACCGCGGGAUGGUGACAGGCGAAACAGCCGAUCGAUGAAUUAUACCGAUGACCACCAGCUGUUCCUCGGCAAUCUACCGCAUCAAGCAACGAGCGACGAGCUCCGGGGAAUUUUCAGUAGAUACGGCAAAGUCAUUGACUUACGUAUUUUCAGUAAACCUUUAGGCACUAACAAAGGUCCACAAGGUCAAAACAUGAGAGUCCCAAAUUACGGUUUCAUAACUUUCGAGGAUACGCAAAUUGUUCAGAAGGUAUUGCUAGCCGGUCCGAUAUAUUUUCCUGAUGAGAAUGGCCAAAAGUUGAACAUAGAGGAAAAAAAGUUUAAGCUGCCACGUCCUCCCAUGGAAGGAGGUGGUAGCAGACCAAAUCUCAAUGAUAGUAACAUGCGACCGGUUGGAGGACAGCAACAACAGCAGCAACAACAACAGCGUGGUCCUGCCUAUUCGGGUUAUUCGAGCGGUCCUGGCGGCGCAAUGAGAGGCGGUCAACACGGUACAAGAGGAGGUGGACGCGGUGGUUUUUCGCGCGGUGGCGAAGGUGGUCGAGGCGGUGGAGGUAUGCGACAAGCAGGCAAUCCAAAUUAUCAAAACCGCAGUCGUUAAACUGCUCCGGCGGCUCGAUCCUGUGCCGCGUUGUCCGAACCAUUAGAACACCACCACCAACACUAUUUACAUCAACAAUCAUCAUUCAUACCGAAAAACGAAGGAUACAAGCGAGAGGCAAAGAGAAGAAAAAUAAGAGCCAAUGGAGAACUAACAAUAUCCAACUCUCAAGAAAAAUAAAAAUCAACGGUGUCUCGCUAUUUCAGUACAGGCAUCGAUCUCCACGUUAUCGUUGACGUAAUAUCGUUAAGGGCGUUUUAUGCUACGACUUUCGAACCCCAUGUUCUGCUCGUAGGUCUACUGAGAUGAGCCAAUCGAACUCGACUAUACUUUACUUUCCAUAUCUAAUCAUUUGAAGAUAAUGCGAAGAUUGAAAAAACAAAAAAAAAUGAUGAUAUUAAAACGUGAUAAUCGAGACUACGGAAUAAUCGUUGCUGCCAUUCAUCAAUUUUCUAUUUUACACGAUUCAUAGAGCUUACCAGGGAGCAUUAUAUAAAAUAAUAAAACAAAAGGUUCUUUACCUCCAACGUUCUGCACUUUUCGGGCGUCACUUUUUUGACCCUUCGUCUCAUGAAGAUUCUCACUUUUUAAAUGUCGAUUUUGUUUUCUAGUAAUUAAUCGAGAAAUGUACAAUUCCAAUCAAAUUUGCGAAUAUGUCUUUUUGUUUUGUAUAACUGUUCCGAAAAAAACAGUUGUCCAAAUGGAAACGACGAGACUUAUUUGAAUUUGAGACAAACAACAGUAUCGUAUGUCGGAGUUCGAUUAUGCUUGUGUCAUAUUGAUCCUUUUUUCUCGUACGUGCUGUUUUUUCGAGCUACAUAAGCUUUUUCUGGUUGCUCUUUUCCACCGUUAUAAUAUCAGCUAUUUCCAGACGAGAAGGACCGUUUCUCAACAUUUUGACAUUCCCUUAUAAUCGAAAAAAAAAAAAUGGAAAUAAUCGUUCUCGAGAAGAAAUAGUAGCAAACGAAAUUUAAAAAAAUUAUAAAAUUUUUGGAAAUUCUAGUAUACUCUAAAAAACUUUGGGAUGCGCACGCGUGGGGAAAAAGAUUGCUCGAAUUUUUCCGAAGCGCCCCUCCUCUCGCCAGUCGUUCGAUUCUUGCUCCCUUUUACACAGAAUAUCCGACCGGCAAAGAGAUAAAAUCCGAAAGAAUUGAAUGAAUCUUCAGAAACAUUAAGAAAAUUUUACAAUUAUCAUUAACUAAGAAAUUCGAGUAAAUAGAAAGUUGGAGAAAAAAAAUACCGUUUUAUUAAAUCGAAUUUUCGCUUGUACUCGCGAGUGAUGAUUUGAGCGCGAUUGCUAUUUUCCUUGAAACGUGUUUCGGUCAAUCGGAAACACGAAAUCCGUGGAUAUUUUUUUUUCGGGGCUUCUUUUAAACUCUUGGUCUUUUUCACGACGUAGUGUGAGAGGAUGGUGAUGAAGAAAGAAAAACACGAAAGAAUCAAACUGACUGCGUUUAUUUUAGCUCACCUGUAUACUCCGAAAAAGAAAAAAAAUGUUCAAUCGUCAUUGAUUGGCGAAUUUCUCUCUCGACGGCAGCUCGAAUCGUUGUUUCAUCUUCUCUUAUUUCUUCAUCACGAUUCUCAUUUCGUCGCUAAACCCAUAAAUCCAACCGGGGAAAUUAAAUUUCCAAUACUAAGUAUAAUUAUAUAUAAAUUUUGACCUCGUAAGAUAAUAGAUAAUUAUAUAGGUCGUGCAAGAUUUUUCUUUCGUUUUAUUUUUAUUUUUUACUUUUUAUUUUAUUUUAUUUUUUUUUUCAUCAUCGCGAUAAAUAAGAAAGUUAGGAAUUUUGACGAUCGAAUGCGACUAUUAAUCCUAAAAUUAAUUUCCAUAAAUGAGAUCCUUAGACGAGCGUAACUAUGUAAUAAAGUUAAACGACAUACAUUCUGAAAGGUCGAAUUUCAUAUAUAAUUAUCAAGAGUCGCGGCAGCGACUCGUCAUUCAUACGCCAUUUCAUCACAAAACUGACCUCCCCUUUUUUCCUCCUAGAACUAUCCGGCGAUAUUUCUCGUCCGCCCGAAAUAUAUCUCUCAGGUAUUCAGCGUGAAUUGACAGUUCCGUAUUCGCAACGUUUGGUCAUAAUAAAGUGCGAAAAAACACGAGUUUACUCGAUUUGGAUGAGAUUUGUAUCGGUCUUUGAAAGAAAAUUUCUCCAAUGCUGUAUCACUUAUUUAAUGCACAUGGGGUGUAAUUCCAGAUACUGCCAAAACAUGUGAACUCGGAAUGUAAAACAAAAAUGACGAUCGUUCGAAUUUUUCAUGUACUACACGCAUUUCAUCCGAUACGAAUAAAUUCAUUUUUUCUCGCAACUCUUGAAAUGAGAAAGACUAAAAAAGAAAAACAAACAGAAAAAGUGAAGAUUUCGCGAAGUAAAAACUAUCAAAAAUUCAGCUCACCUUCGAAGCGUUGAUGAAUAAUCUCAUGAUAAUAAUUAUAAAAGAGAAGAAAACAAAGCUUACACAAAAAUCUGCGUCUUCGAUUCUCGAAUAGCUAAGAUUGACUAAUCGAGCUAUGCGAUUAAUAACGAAAACAAUGGGCUUGGAGAAAGGAGUGAAAAAAAAGACACAAUCCAAUUUCUAUCCUCGAAAUCUCGACGUUAUACCGUACUAUAAUGAAAUUAAUAGUGGAGUCAUGGAAAUUUUUAUGAGAAUGAUAAUUAUUGUUUAGGUUUAUCAAAAAAGAAAAUGAAAAAAGAAAAAACCAUGAAGUGAAAUAAAAUGUAUAACGGGAAAGCGUCAAAAGGAGAAACGAAAUGAGAAAUAAAAAUACUUAUUAUCGAUUCACCAAGACCACCGAGACUUUGAGGUUAGAAAAUCAGGAAUUAAUUAAUGAGUUUCGAAUAAUUGAAGAGGAAACGUGACAUCUGGUGGCGAUUUUUUUCUCCGUCUUACGAUUUAUUUAAUAUCAUCGUGAUUCGGUCGUGUGUACAUCAAAGGUCAUAUGAUCACCGCGAAGGGGCGCAACUGUUUGAAAUUCAAACGAAAAACGAACCGUUACUAUCGCCAAUCGAGCGUUUUACAGAAAAAGAUAGGCCAAAACAUAAAAAAAAGAAGAAAAUUAUAUGAAAUAAGAUCAUACAAGUUUUGUGUUUCAAUGGGCAAUCGUGAAUAAUCUUUCCCUCUUUCGAACAAUUUAUACAGAUUUUUCUCCGUCGCUCGAAGCGAACGAAAAGUUUUUUUUUCUAAUGCCUCCGUCUGAAAAUGGGAAAACCUAUUAUAUAUAAUAAUUAUUUAUCAAUUAUGUAUAAUAAUUAAUUAUAUAUAAUAACAAGUAUUAUUAUAUUGUAAGACUUAACGAUUAUUCGAAGAUCUUCAUGUUUUGUCCUACCGCUGAAAGGCAGCGUAAACCUUGAGCUCUUGGACGGUUGGACGGAAUUAGUACAAUAUCUCGCCACCAGACUUGCACGGCCAAGCGAUUGUUUACUAACAGUUCUCAGCUCUCGUCGACCCGAUGAAAUUACGAGAAAACCUACAGAGUUACAAUUGACCCUUAUUAUUUUAUAUAGUUGCGCGGUUUCUUUUCUCGUAAGACUUUCACAGAUUUGCGCAAACCCGAGCAACUUCAUUGCAAUUUUUGCUGAUAUUCAACUGUGAUAAAAAAAAACGUAGCUGCCGAAAAUCAGAUGUAAAAAAGAGAAUACCGAGAGCGCGUGAGAAAGAUUUUCUUUUCUUGUAUAUCUCGACACAAAUCUGUGAAGAGAAAUGAAUCGGUUCGUCGAGAGUUUGUUUGAAGUGAGAGCAGAGUUGUACCUACAACGUGGUUUUUUUUUAUCGAAGAAAAAAAAUAUAAACAAAAGUGUAAAAAAACGUUUGGCCUAUAGAAAUCAUGUUUUCGCGUGAUAGAGGGGCUUGGCAGCGACGGUCUCUCCGGUGUUUUAACGAGAUUACGAAGUUUCCAAACUGCCAGAACAUCGUGAUGAUUUUUGUUUUCAUUAUUUAUGAUAAAAAAAAUUUGAAAAAAAAAACGAAAAAAUAAAAAUGAAAAAAAUAUAUAUAUAAAUAUUGAAAAAAGAAACAUAACAAAGUAAAAUUGAAACAACGAUAAUUCGAUAUAGAAUUCUUGAGUUGCCGACGAAGGACCGAUCUUUCCAACAUUUUCGUUGCAGUGACCCGGAACAUUUGUUUGAGGCGAAAAUCGACGAAUAAAUGUAAUGUUCCAGUUUCGGUGACGUGACAACAAACCUACAUAUUAACACUAAAACCCAUGUACUACACGCAUACGCGAAUCCUCGAGGACGGAAGAAAAUAUUGACACAAUGGUCCACGAACUUUUUUUUAGUGCGAAUGUUUUUUGUUGUAUCUCUUUUUAAUUUUUUCCUUUUUUCAAUAUCUGACUGUUGGUAACGAAUAUUACAUGAAGAAGAAAAAAAGUUAAGCUACGAGGGUUUGUAACGAUGAAUAAUAAUAAAAAGAAAUGAACGAGCGAUUGAAAACUAUAAACGCGAGACACAAAUAAUUAUAACGAUUUAUAAAUAGAGAAUGGCGAUAAUUAAGUUGUGAAUUAUUAUUAUCAUUAUUUUUAUUAUUAAUAUUAUUAUUAAUUGUAGAAUACAAUUUUUAUUUCAGGGCCCCGGAAACGCGGGCCCAUUUGUGUGUACAACUCAGUGGACAACGUUACUACGAUAAGAGUGAAGGAAGAGAGAGAGAGAGAGAGAGAGAUAAAAAGAAAAGAAAUAAUGUUAAAAACGAAGUGACAAAGAAAAAACAAACCAACAGACAUCAAAUGUAUUGUACCUUUUUGCAUUUAGUAUAAUAUACCUACCUGACUACCAGAAACGUAGACGAGAAAAAAUUGUAUACCUCUUUUAUUUUUUCGUGGAUUUGGAUGAAAAAAAUGCUUUCUUUCAAUUGA